Molecule: messenger RNA, 1581 nt
Organism: Solanum tuberosum (potato)
Lineage: Eukaryota; Viridiplantae; Streptophyta; Magnoliopsida; Solanales; Solanaceae
Exons: 8
Coding region: 304-1581 (425 amino acids)
Source: RefSeq, a predicted model, not a curated record
UUGGCGUGUGUUGUACAAUUUUGGAAAUUUUAUGUAGAGUUAAAGAACUAUCCUUCUUUUUCUAUGUUCUCUCUUUUGAGACUGGCCCAACAUCGCCUUUGUAGGCUGUAUAGUUAAUUCAAGAUGUUAGUACUCAUUUAAGUGGCGGAUUCAAGAUUUUAGACCAGCAAGUCCAGUGUAUCAUUGUAUCACUACUCCGUUGUGACUAUAGGUGUCUUUAUUUCUUCUGUUCCACAAUUGUAAUUGGCAUCUGGCAUGGGACAAAACAAAUUCGCAGCGAAAUUUGUAAACUGAGUCAGAAAAAUGGGUGCUUGUGUAUCGACUCCAGGCCAUACGAUCAAAGUAAAGAAGAGACAUCAUCAUCGUCGUCGUCAUAGAAAAUUCCGUGGAAAUAAUUCGAUCUCUCUUGUAGAAGGAACCAGGAGAAGAAACAGUGAUGUAGGACCACAAAUUGUUGUUAGUGAGUUUGUUAGAAGAUCUGAGGUCUCCAAUUCCAAAUACCAUCUUACUCAGUUACAGUGGCAUCAUACUCAAACAGAUGCAACUGUUCUUAGCCAAGAAGCUUGGUUUGAUACAUGCAGCAAUGUUGACUCUAACUCAGAUGAUGACUUCAGUAGCGUCUAUGGAGAUCUAUUCCCAAGAACUGGACAAGUGCUUCAAUAUGAAACUUCAUCAUGCUUUAUGGAUAACAACCUUAAGUACAAGGAGUACCACGAAAUAUAUCUCAAGAUAGAUGGCAGUAGAUCAGAUAAGUUUUUGCUCAAAUAUGGAGUUAAUAGUCCGAAAGGACUUGCACUUAUAGGUGGUCAGGGCUAUGAAGUUCCGUCCCUUGGGAAGCACAAAGUCCUUGGUGCCCAAAGGAAGAGAUAUUUGGAUCGUGCAUAUGGAAGUUUUAAUAGUGUUAAGGAAGAUAAACUUGGUAUGCUGGAAAAAACUCAAGAGAAUGUGCUUAAGACUGUCCUACCGAAGCUGGUUACUUCCUUGAGUUUCAAUGAACAGAUCAUUAGUGCAUCGAAAUCAGGCCAAGUUUCUCAAGUAAAGCAAUCAACAAUAAGGCUUUCUCUAAAGAGAACAUCUGUUGAUGGCAAAGAAGAGGAUAAAUAUUGUGCAUCAAAAACGUAUCUUUAUCGUCCUAGGGCCGGGGUGCAAAUUCCUUGUUGCAGAGAAGAAAAGUUAAUUGCAAGAAGUUGGUCAAAGAUUGAUCGCUCAAAUUUUAAGCUACGUAGUGAUAGUUAUUUCAGUGACAAGAGAAAAUCUCCUACUCAAAGUGUAUCUCCUUAUAUUCCUAUUGGGGUUGAUUUAUUUGUGUGUCCUAAGAAGAUAAAUCACAUUGCACAACACCUUGUGCUCCCUUCCGUAAAAGGAGAUGAAAAAUUUCCUCCAUUACUAAUUAUCAAUAUUCAGUUGCCUACUUAUUCAGCUCCAAUGUUCGUUGGUGAUGGUGAUGGAGAAGGCUUGAGCCUUGUCAUAUACUUCAAAAUUUCUGAAAGUUUUGACAAAGAUGUUUCUCCCCAGUUUCAGGACAACAUCAAGAGAUUAGUUGAGGAUGAUAUGGAAAAGGUUAAAGGAUUUGCAAGAUAA